AUGUUUAACCAAUAUUUGAACUAUGUUGAAAAUGGAAAUUCAAAUAGAAGAAGUAAUCUCAAAUCCCAUUAUAAUAAAGAUAUAGGUAUAACCAAAGAAAGUGGUAAUUUGAUUGAUAUAAAUGAAGAGAAAAAGGUGUAUAAUAAAGCUGCUGAAAAUAAUUAG
Messenger RNA from Dentiscutata erythropus, 165 nucleotides. The record is from the annotation of a GenBank genome assembly. Lineage: Eukaryota; Fungi; Glomeromycota; Glomeromycetes; Diversisporales; Gigasporaceae.